UGAUUUUUUAUUUUUAUUGUUUUAUUUAUUUAUUUUAUUUCCUCCACCAGACGCGGUAUGGACAAAUAUAGAAGCCAAAUGCACGAAGCUCAUCAGGAGCUUGGCUGCACCAUGUCUUUCUAAAGUUCAUACACUUUCACCAUGUAGUCCUGUUUUGGUCUUUUUAGCUCACACAUCCCAUUACUAGGCAAAGCAAAUGCAUUCACUUUGGCAAAUUUUAUCUAAUCUGAAAACAAAGUUUUUAGCCGAUUUAAACACUUCAAUGAGAGGCCAUUUUGGCUGGAUUCUUUCUCUGUGCUCUGGCAACCCGGGUGCUUGCGCUUCCGGAAAACACAGAUAAACAUGGCGGCCUGCACAGGUUCAGGUGUCGUGGUUCCAAGAAAUUUUCGUUUGCUGGAGGAGUUGGAGGAGGGCCAGAAGGGCUAUGGAGACGGUACUGUGAGCUGGGGGCUGGCAGACGAUGAGGAUACAUCGUUAACCUACUGGACAGGCGUUAUCUUUGGACCGCCAAAGACUGCUUAUGAAAACAGAAUAUACAGCCUGAAAAUUGAAUGUGGACCCAAAUACCCCGAGCACCCUCCACAUGUGCGCUUCAUAACUCAGAUCCACAUGAAUGGAGUACACAGAUCAACUGGGGUGGUGGACACAAAGGCGGUGCCCUCUUUGGCCCGAUGGAAGGCCAAUUACUACAUUCGGACGGUACUGCAGGAGCUCAGACACCACAUGAUGGCAAAAGAGAACAGCAAACUGUCCCAGCCCUCCGAAGGCCUGGUGUACAGCAACUGAAGCCCCCUCCCUCCGGCCCCCCACACACACCACACAUUCAACACUAAGUCCACACAGGGCUCAUGGGUCAGCCCUCACCAGUGCCCCCAAGCGCACCAAGCAGACCUGCUCACUCGGUCACAUCAUUCCUAUAGAGCUCGGCGUAACAUUUUUAACUUGAUCGAGUGUCCUGAUUUCAUGCGCACCAUUGAUUUUGAGAUUUGAGAUUCAUACUAUAAUCACCGUGGUAAAGAAUGUCAGCUGGUGUAGAAAAGAGAAUUCUGUUCUAAAUCUCUAUUCAGAAUGAAAGUGCUUAAAGAAUGUUGGAUGGGACUUUAUUUCUUCCAUUAUUCUCAUUCUACAGUCAAAUUCAAUAGUAUCUGAAUUAAAUUUUAAACCAAAUCAAGAAAUAAUAGCUACUGGGUGCAAGACGCUUUUGAUAUUGGCUAUUUAACAGAUUCCCUUUGGUUGAUUCCCAAGCAUUAAUAGAAAACAUAAUAUUUUAGUUUCAAUUGUUAGAUUGUCAAUAAGAUUUAUGUGGAUGUAGGCAUGAUCAUUAUAAACCUUGAAUCAUGGUUGUGGCAAAGUCGCAAUAGUUUUACAUUAAAUUAUCCAAAAUUUACAGAUAAAGUGGUGGUAGGAUGUAAUAGAAAUCAUCUUUUAAGUGACAUUCUCCAGGAAUAAAAGAAUUUGCCAGUGCUGGGUCCAGUUUCCAUCCUUGGAUGAUUCUCCCGCUGAUGUGAAAUGACAGUGUUGUGUCUGGUAUAUGGAACCAUCUGCUAAUUAGCUCUUUAGGCUAUCAGACGUGUCUUGUGUGCCAUAUGGUUCAAAAAGGUGAUGGAUGGCAGUGUUGGAGGUGGGGUGGAGCACUGUCAGGAUUCCCACUGUACUAUGGCCUGUACCGAGCAGGUGGAGCUCUUUUUGUUUGUUCUUGUUUGUAUAUCUUAUUUGGGUUUCUGGACAUGUUUACUCUUUUUCUCAUACAGCAUAUGUUCACUGAACGCGUUGUACGGCUUUGGAUGUUUAUUUUAUAAUGGGAUUAAAAGGGCGGCAGUGACCUAUUGCAUGAUUUUAUUGAAUUAAACGUUAUUACUUUUG
This is a messenger RNA of Boleophthalmus pectinirostris (great blue-spotted mudskipper), 1863 nucleotides long. It is a transcript of the gene ube2v1, whose product is annotated as ubiquitin-conjugating enzyme E2 variant 1. The transcript has 4 exons. Gene Ontology annotation, cellular component: nucleus. The coding region runs from base 343 to 786 and encodes 147 amino acids. The record is from RefSeq and is a predicted model, not a curated record. Lineage: Eukaryota; Metazoa; Chordata; Actinopteri; Gobiiformes; Gobiidae. Gene Ontology annotation, biological process: DNA damage tolerance; protein K63-linked ubiquitination.